AAACUCACGUAUGUUGAGGUAAAACUAUAUCAUUUAACUACUUCAAUUUUAAACCGAACUAAGUCUUGUAUUUAGUAAACCAUAUGGAUAUGUGUAACUUCAUAAUUUAAUUAUCAAAGUGAUUUCAAGGAUUUAGAGGUGCCAUUGAAGCUGCGCAAUGAAGUUUCUUACAUUGACAGUGCUGCUUAGUUUAAGUAUUAGUGCAGCAUAUGGCAGCCCUGAUUCCGACUUCCAGAAGGUUAUCGAUGACUAUUGGGAGUGGCGACUGAUGGAGGCCCCAGAAUUCGCAUCCAGUAUUGAUGUGCACACUUACGAUGACCGCGUGGAGCAAUUUGGAUUGGAUGAUUUGGAUAGAAGAUUUAAUGAAGCAAAAAAGUUUUUGAGCCAACUGUCCACGGUUCCUAGAGACCAACUCCCGAGUGAACGACAGGUCAGCUAUGACAUUCUGAAUGACACCCUUGAAGUAUUCACUGCAGGGCAUAAAUGGAAAAAUUAUGGUCAGAUGAACCCAGUGAACUUCCUGGAAGGCAUGUGGACAGACAUAAGCUAUUUUGUGCCGACAAAAUUCUCAACAUACGAGGACUUUGUCAACUACUAUACCAGGGUUUACGGCUGGGGCGAUCAGGCUCUGAACUACAUCAGAAGAAUGAGAGUGGCCAUAUCUGAGGGAACAACAAACCACUGGGUGUCUAUGAACGCUUCCAUUGGACAAAUCGAGGCUCUCAUCGGCUCGUCCAAUACAAACUGUCCAUUGUAUGCCCCUUUUAAUGAAACCCUUGACAAUGUUACAAUACCAGAGAGUAAUAAAACAAAUCUCAGAACCGCAGCUGAAUCAGUUUUUACAGUGUUUCGUGAUAACUUCACUGCACUCAAGACGUUCAUUGAGACGGAGUACAAAAAUGCUUCUCGGACAGAAUACGGCGUAAGCUCGCUGCCCAAUGGGGAGGACUACUACCGUGCUUGUCUACGGUGGCACUUGUCCACGGACAUUACCCCAGAAGAAGUACACACCCUUGGAGUUCAAGAAGUGGCUAGGAUACAUGGACAGAUGAUGCAGGUUAUGGCUAAACUGAAGUUCACGGGAACUGUGAAGGAAUUUUUCCACAUGCUUAACAACAACAGUACAUUUAUUAUACAAUCAAAGGAGGAAACCAUAAAAAAAUAUGAAGAGAUCAUACACGUUCGUAUUAAACCUCAACUGGCAAAGUUGUUCAAAAAUAUUCCAAACAAUCCUGUCCAGGUGAAGGAAAUGCCCUUUGAUGGUCCAGGAGGGAUGUAUUUUUCUGGUUCACCAGACGGGACCCGUCCUGGUGUCUUUUACGCCAACGUCAUGAAACCAGCAAACAACCCGACGUACAGCAUGGUAGCCCUCGCCUUGCACGAGGCAGACCCUGGCCACCACUUGCAGGAUAUCUACACCCAGGUUUCAACAGGGGUUGCUAAUUUUCAGAGGUUUACCGACUACAGCAAAUAUUUCUCAGUGCCUUACCAUUUCCCGUUUUACACAGCAAAUAGUGAGGGUUGGGGAUUAUACUCGGAAUCACUGGGAGAAAAGGACUACCUCGAUGUCUAUAAUGACGAAUAUGAACUGAUGGGACGCUACAGCUUCGAAAUAUUCCGUGCCUGUCGCCUGGUUGUGGACACAGGACUACAUUAUUUUAAUUGGACAAGAGACGAUGCCAUUGAAUAUGUACUAAACUACACGUCCUUAUCCCGGUCGUCAACAGAGACAGAGAUUGACCGUUAUAUCACCUGGCCUGGACAAGCCACGGCGUACAAGAUUGGUGAAAUCAAAAUAAGGCAACUAAGGCAACGAGCGAUGGAUGAACUUGGUUCAUUGUUUGAUAUUCGAGAUUUUCACUCUAUUUUCUUGGACUACGGGAUUGCGCCUCUGUCUGUCAUAGAGCGACUGGUGGAACAAUGGAUUCGAAAAGAAAAAGAAUCGGAUUCAUUUGAGAAGAUCUCGAGCGAGUUCUGGGACUGGAGAAUGUCUCAGUCACGUGAAUUCUCCUCCUCACUCGGCGUGUACAAGUUCAACGACAUUCUCGACUCGUAUGCAUAUGCUAAGUUCGAUGAAAACAAGAAGACAGCGGAUGACUUUUUGAAAAGGUUAUCGUGGAUAGAUGGAAACAGAUUCACUGGAGAAAAGAAAAUUUCCUUUGAUGUCUUGACAAAUAUUCUUGAGACUUUCGUAGCAGGCUACAAAUGGAAAGACUAUCAACCCCUCAACCCGAUCAAUUUUCAAGAGCUUUGGUUUGCUGGACUAGAUUUGUUUGUCGAUGGUAAUGUUUUUGAUACGGAAGGAGACUUCACAAACUAUGUCAGAAGACUGGAACUUGCACCUAUGCAGCUAGACGAGAUGAUCGAGCUGAGCAAGAUGGCAAUUAAAAAUGGCAAUACAAACCAUAACGCGUCUGUGUCUCGCGUUCCUAAAAACAUCGAUGAGAUGGUUGUUUCACCAAAUAAAUCCGCUCUGUACCAGCCAUUUCUUGACUCAGCAGAAAGAAUAUUUGGUAACAGGGCAGACGCUUUUGAAAAUCGGUUAAUAGCUGCUAUAAAAUCUUUAAACAACAAAUUGCUUGAAGUGAAACAAUUUUUGAUCGAUGAAUAUAUGCCAGCGACACGCCCCGGCCUGGGAAUAGGGAGUCUUCCAAAUGGCAAGGAAAACUACCAGGCGUGUUUGUAUUUCCAUUCGUCUGUCAAUAUGACAGCUGAAGAGGUUCAUAACAAAGGAUUGGAAGAGGUGACGAGGAUUGAAAAACUCAUAAGACAGAAAAUGGCUAACGUUGGCUUUCCGGAAAGCACGAGUAUAAAGGACAUGUAUGCAAAUCUUACAAACGAUCCAAAGUUUAUCCUGCCAUCGAAAGCUGAGAUAUUGGCAAGAUUUAACGAGCUCAUACACGGUAGGAUCGAACCUCUGAUACCGAAAUAUUUCAAACAUGCUCCUUCUCUUCCUCUUGAAGUGCGGGGAAGCAGUACGGACGGAACCAACGGGGAGUACUGGGUGGGGACACCGGAUGGAUCCCGUCCUGGAUACUUCAUGAUCAACCUUUUUAGUCUCGAAAACAAUCCAACGUUCAAGAUGGUUUCCCUGAGUCUUCACGAGGCUCUUCCAGGACACCAUCUAGCUGAAAGUUACGGAAUUCUCGCCGAUAUUCCUAAAUACAUGCAGAAUUUUGAAUGGAUCAGCUACAGUGCUCCAUACUUCUUUCCCUUUUACAACUCAUUUGCCGAGGGCUGGGCGCUUUACGCUGAAUAUUUGGGUGAAGAAAUGGGAAUAUACCAAAACGACUACGAAAUGAUGGGACGCUACAGCUACGAAAUAUUUCGGGCCUGCCGCCUGGUUGUGGACACAGGACUACAUUAUUUUAAUUGGACAAGAGACGAUGCCAUUGAAUAUGUACUGAACUACACGUCCUUAUCCCGGUCGUCAACAGAGACAGAGAUUGACCGUUAUAUCACCUUGCCUGGACAAGCCACGGCCUACAAGAUUGGUGAAAUCAAAAUAAAGGAAUUACGAAAACGAGCGAUUGAUGAACUUGGUUCAUUGUUUGAUAUUCAAGAUUUUCACUCCAUUUUCUUGGACUUCGGUGCUGCACCUCUGUCUGUCGUAGAGCGACUGGUCGAACAGUGGAUUAAAAACGUAAAAGAAUCAGACUCAUUUGAGAAUAUCUCGAGCGAGUUCUGGGACUGGAGAAUGUCUCAGUCACGUGAAUAUUCCACCACCACCGGCAUGUACAAGUUCAAUGACAUUCUCGAUUCGUAUGCAUAUUCUAAGUUUGAUGAUAACAAGAGGACAGCGGAUGACUUUUUGAAAAGAUUAUCGUGGAUAGACGGAAACAGCUUUACAGGAGAAAAGAAAAUUUCUUUUGAUGUGUUGACAAAUACUCUGAAAACUUUCGUAGCAGGCUACAAAUGGAAAGACUAUCAAGCCCUCAACCCGAUCAAUUUUCAAGAGCUUUGGUUUGCUGGACUAGAUUUGUUUGUCGAUAGAAAUGUUUUUGAUACGGAAGGAGAUUUCACAAACUAUGUCAGAAGACUGGAACUUGCACCAAAGCAGCUAGAUGAGAUGAUCGAGCUGAGCAAGAGGGCAAUUGCAAAUGGCAAUACAAACCAUAACGCUUCUGUGUCUCGUGUUCCUGAAAACAUCGAUGCGCUGGUUGUUUCACCAAAGGAAUCCGCUCUGUACAAGCCAUUCAAUGAAUCAGCUGAGAGAAUAUUUGGCAACAGAACGAACACAAUUGAAAAACGGCUCAUUGAUGCUAUUGAAUCUUUAAACAACAAAUUGCUUGAAGUGAAACAAUUCUUGAUCGAUGAAUAUAUGCCAGCGACACGCUCCGGCCUGGGAAUAGGGAGUCUUCCAAACGGCAAGGAAAACUACCAGGCGUGUUUGUAUUUCCAUUCGUCAGUUAAUAUGACCGCUGAAGAGGUCCAUAACAAAGGAUUGGAAGAGGUGGCGAGGAUUGAAAAACUCAUAAGACAGAAAAUGGCUAACGUUGGUUUUCCGGAAAGCACGAGUAUAAAGGACAUGUAUGCAAAUCUAACAAACGAUCCAAAGUUUAUCCUGCCAUCGACAGCAGAGGUAUUGGCAAGAUUUAACGAGCUCAUACAUGGUAGGAUCGAACCUUUGAUUCCGAAAUAUUUCAAACAAGCUCCUUCUCUUCCUCUUGUAGUCCGUGGGAGCAGCACGGACGGAACUUCCGGGGAAUACAGGGUUGGGACACCGGAUGGGUCCCGCCCUGGAGUCUUCAUAGUCAAUCUUUUCUACCCAGAAUACAAUCCGACAUUCAAAAUGGUUUCCUUCAGUCUCCACGAGGCUAUUCCAGGGCACCAUUUAGCUGAAAGUUAUGGAAUCCUCGCCGAUAUUCCUAAAUACAUGCAAAACUUUGAAUGGAUCAGCUACAGUGCUCCAUAUUUCUUCCCCUUCUUCAACUCAUUCUCCGAGGGCUGGGCACUAUAUGCUGAAUAUUUAGGUGAGGAAAUGGGCAUAUACCAAAACGACUACGAAAUGCUGGGCCGUUACAGCGACGAAAUGCUUCGGUCAGUUCGCCUUGUGAUCGACACGGGUAUUCACCAUUACGGAUGGUCUAGAGAUCAAGCAAUAAACUACAUGCUUAACUACACUGCAAAGACUCCUCGUUCUGCAGCAACACAGAUAGACCGAUACUCUAACUGGCCAGGCCAGGCCGUUGGAUACAAGAUAGGUGAACUGAAGAUCAAGGAGCUUAGACAAAGAGCAACAACAGCUCUCGGGGACAAGUUCGACCUUGCCGAAUUCCACUAUACGGUAUUGAGGUACGGGGCUUUACCAUUGGACAUUCUUGAAAACGUGAUUGACAGUUGGAUAGCCGAUCAAAAGCAGAAUAGUACAACGCCUGACUGCAAAAACCCAGUUAGCGGCGUCACCAGGAACAUUCCAUGUCCAUGGGCCGUGGUACUGUUCAUCCUAGUAAUGCUAAAUAUGUAGUAAUAUCUCGAGGCAAUUAUGCUGCUUAGUAAUAAUAUUACGCCAAAUAAUAAGUCCUAUUUGCAAAUGUCUUUUCCGCAAAUAUAUAAAGAGGCAUUUUCUUAUUCUAUGUGCUGUGAUCUAAGUGGAUUAAACUUGUAUAUAAUCAGUGCCUUAUGCAAAUGUCUUUUCCACAAAAAUAUAAAAUGACAUGUUUUUUCUUGUUCUGUGUGCUUUAAACCAAGGUUAUUAAACUUGUAUAUAAUCUGUGCCUUAUGCAAAUGUCUUUUCCACAAGUAUAUAAUGUGACAUGUUUUCUUAUUCUGUGUGCCUUAUUAAACUGUCCUUUUCAAAAACAUAUUACAUGCCAUCUUUGUUAUUUCAAGCGUAUUAAACUUGUACAAUAUCAGUGCCGUAUGGAAAUGCCCUUUCCACUAAAAUAUCAUGUGACAUAUUUCUUAUUCAGUGUGCUGUAAACAAAGUGUAUAAAAAUUGUAUAUAUUGAUAAUAAAUUCCAUAUUCAA
Messenger RNA from Mya arenaria, 5970 nucleotides. RefSeq lists its product as uncharacterized. Bases 158 to 5467 code for a protein of 1769 amino acids. The record is from RefSeq and is a predicted model, not a curated record. The transcript is spliced from 50 exons. NCBI's taxonomy places the organism in Eukaryota, Metazoa, Mollusca, Bivalvia, Myida, Myidae.